AUGCCUACAGAAGAGCAACUUAGACAGAUGCAGGAAAUGAGGGACGACCAAGAAUCUGUGAUGCUACAGACAUGGCUUUACGAACCCAAAGACGUUACUUCCGCUACGGAUGUCUGGUCGUCUGAGCGAGCAAUCGCCAAACCGAGACCCAAGACGAGUGCUACCAAGCCAUACGAGAAGAACACCAAGAAGAAUGAUGCAGCAAAGGCGGGAUGA
Messenger RNA from Fusarium coffeatum, 216 nucleotides. RefSeq lists its product as uncharacterized. The record is from RefSeq and is a predicted model, not a curated record. The transcript is spliced from 2 exons. The coding region runs from base 1 to 216 and encodes 71 amino acids. Lineage: Eukaryota; Fungi; Ascomycota; Sordariomycetes; Hypocreales; Nectriaceae.